Messenger RNA from Acaulospora colombiana, 1791 nucleotides. The record is from the annotation of a GenBank genome assembly. NCBI's taxonomy places the organism in Eukaryota, Fungi, Glomeromycota, Glomeromycetes, Diversisporales, Acaulosporaceae.
AUGCCAACAGUGAUACGACCGGUUAGCAAUCUUGAACGUUCUUACAUCAUCCUCCAGAGUGUCAGCAAUUAUUCUAACUUGGGCUUCACCGUUCGUUACAAAUGGGACGAACUGUACACUCUAAACUCCAACACCAACUCCGUGAACACUGAGCUCUCGAAGAAGCUAAUUUUGCAGGUGCUCUAUCCCACACUGACCAACCUUCUCCAAGACCUUCCAAACCUCUCCGUAUCCAUUCGCAAUGUUAACUCUGCGAAACCCCUGUUCAUAGGGCUCGAUGAGAUUGACUUGUCCAGCGUGGUAAAGUUCGUCUCGGUUUCCUCCAGUCAAGACUUGGAGAAACUGUUGGAACAAGAGCACGACUCGAAAUUCAAUUUAGAGGAUGAGACGAGACCGUUGUGGAGGGUCAUCGUGGGCAUCAAUAAAUACGAGAUUUCUCGUGAUUCCUCUGGGAACGGUGAGGAUAGUGGGGUCGAUGUUUCCGAGAAAACUAGAAGGCCGGACUACGAUUUUUGCAUUGUCUUCUGUUGGAACCAUGUAAUUGGCGACGAGAUGAGUGCGUUCGCUAUUCAAGGAAUGUUCUUGAAAGUCCUGAAGCAAGCGCUCCAAGAGUAUAACGCUACACCAAAAAGAACGACUCAACCCUAUCUGCCAUCGUCAAAAAUUCUCACCAAGAAUAUGUUCACCAAGAUGUGCGACCCAAUUGAGGAUUUGCGUGACCUCCAGCCUUCGCUUCUCACCAUCAUCAAGGAAGGAUGCACUGAAUUCCUGUUGCCGUCGUUCCUGCAGAAACAGUUGACCGGUCAAUAUUGGGCGGGCGACAAGCAUAUCAAUGAUACCCCCUAUUAUCAGAACAGGGUCAAGAUGUUUUCGUUGCCGCAGCGAUCUUAUGAGAAAUUGGUGGCUGUCAUCGAAUCCAACAAUUCCACCUUCCAAUCGGUAUUGAACACCGCCGUUCUCUUCUCCUCCUAUCAUCACCUGCUGACAUUCGGUGAGAUCAAGAGUAGAAAAUUCAGGAACCGAAAACGAGCUAUCACCGCCACCUCAAACAACACCUUGAAGAUAAUGACCCCGGUGUCACUGAGAAAUCACAUCACUCCCGAACUUCCGUGGUCGACAAUGGGAAAUUUCACCGCCGAGUUCCUCUUCUCGCAAAACGCGAAAACCCAAGUUCCGAAAGAACAAUCAGGUCAACAAUAUCAAUUUCUGGGAGUUGUGUCACAUGAAUACAAAGAUCUGGAGACCUUCUUCAGAAACAAAUCGAAACCGUACCCUAACGGCCGAGGUUUUUCGAUAAUGCCAUCGAAUCUAGGCAAGUUUCCGAAUUUGGAAUUCGAGUUACCGGAGGAGCCCGCGCCUGAGGUCAUGUUGCCGGUGACGCUGAAGAGUGAACGACAGAGCAGUCUGCUGGACCUGAUCGAGGAGGACAACAAGAACUCGGCGUUUUCCAGUUUGAGCGGAAAUGAGUACUAUGGAUUUGGCAACAAUCAGAGUAACUACAAUAGCGAUUCUUCCUUUAGUGAUUGUAGCAGUAGUGAUGCCGGUGAUUUUGGUAGCGCCAGUAACUGGGAAGUGGUAGAUAUGAUAUUUUCACAAUCGGUAUGGUCCGACGGACCGGCAAUUUGCUUGAACGCGGUGACCUACGAGAAUAGAUUUAACUUCACCAUCACCUAUCAAGAGGGAUCGGUGGAUGAAGAUAAAGUGGAUCGAUUGGGUGAUGGGAUCGUGAAAUGUCUAAGGAUUGUUGCCGAGAGGGGGGACUCGGAUAUAAACGAUAUCAUUUUCAUGUAA